This is a messenger RNA of Truncatella angustata, 2040 nucleotides long. RefSeq lists its product as uncharacterized. The transcript is spliced from 6 exons. The record is from RefSeq and is a predicted model, not a curated record. Lineage: Eukaryota; Fungi; Ascomycota; Sordariomycetes; Amphisphaeriales; Sporocadaceae. The coding region runs from base 1 to 2040 and encodes 679 amino acids.
AUGGCGGCUGAAGGAGUCGUCCUACGGGAUUUGGUCAACGAAGAUCGUUCCUUGGAUCCCGACUCGCGUGCUGAUGACAGACAUCAACCGGUGCGUGCAUUUGGUGCAGCUGGCGCAGCACCUGAUGAUAAUGGUCCGAAAGGACCAGCGCAGACCGAGCAUGCUCACGAAAUGGACAUCGGCUGGGGCACAGAUCCUGAAAAGAUCACGCAACCUUUCAUAGAAGGUGUCGACAAUGAAGAUGUUUGGCUGUGGAUCAGACGGUUUAACAAACAAAUCUUUUGUCUUAAACGGACCUCUAAGCCACUCAUUGGCGGCCUGGAUUUGAACGUCGCAGAAGAUGAAGAGUUCUCACCCAACAAAUUACGAAGUCAGUUUGAGAGGCUUUACAUGGGACCAAUCGUGGGCGUUCUUGUCUUCUGCAAGCAUGUUGCAAGACUUCGUUCAUGGAGGGAAACGCGGAGGACGGCUGCUUUGUGCACGAUAUACUUCACAGCUUGGGCUUUGGAUCGUCUGACUGCAGCGCUUCUAAUUUUCUUCGUCGUCCUUGCUGUUUUGCCCUCAACCAGAAAGUUAUUCUUUCCACCAGCACCAUUGGCACUGGUCGAUUAUAAAACAGGUGGACCUGCGCAGCCAAAAGCUGGCACACUGGGCUCAGUUGGCACGACGACUGGAGCGCCUGAGAACUUGCGUGGUGAAGCUUUAGAGAACGAGGCAAGUAAUUUUGUUACAGGUAUUGGUGCGAUCGCUGCCAAUGUCAUGGCUGGUGGUGAUCCUCAUGGCCAGCCUGACAGUGAGGGAAGUGGUCUUAUGGAUAAAUUGCCAGAACCCAAUCAAGUAGCUACGAUGAUCGCGACAGCAAAAGACAAAGCAGAAGGUGUGAAGGAUCCAUCUGGGGAUAAGUCCAAGGCACCUAUGGAGGAAACAAUGUGGGCACAGAUGAAGCCACUCAUGCACUUGUUGUGUCUUCUCAACGACACAUGGGAGCGAUGCGGACAUAUGCUAAAUCCCGUGUACCCUCUUUCUCAAGGCAAAAACAGACUUCGAGCUAUUAGCAUGUUGCUCCCACUGCUUGUUAUUUCUUGGUUCUUCACCGCACACUUCAUUUACAGACUCACAGCAUUAUUAUUUGGUAUUGGCGUGUUCGGCGAUCCCAUCUUGAGCAGAGCAUUUGAAUGGUUCAAGCGCCGUGAACCUGAGUGGAAGUACACCUAUCACAUGGCCAACACUUUCUUCAAGGGUAUUCCGACCGACGCCCAAUUGGCUCUUACCCUCUUGCGACUUGGUGAGGCGAACAAGGCACCACUGCCGCCUCCGCCAGUUAAAUGUGAGGUUCCCUCAGCACAGACACUAGAACUAACAGGCGAUAUUCUCAAUGCUGGAAUGGGAGACCAGCCAUUGGGUGCUUCCGACCAUGAGCUUCGUGACGCAGCAAAAUACCGUCAAGACGCAACCGACCAGUCCGGUGGCCAAACAAACGAGAUGACAAGUACCACUACAGAUAGUGGCAAGAGAAGCAAAUUCUUGAGUUUCAUUAAGGGUGGUGCCAAAGGAGCUGUUAAAGCAGGCGUUGCGAUUGAUAAGAUGCGAGCAAAGAGAGGUACAGAUAGUGCAAAGCAGCGUGUCGGCGUCGUUCCAACAAGUAAGAACGAUAACCCAACUCUCUCCCGAACGGAGUUCGAGGGUAGAGUAAAUGGAAGACUGGGAACCGUUCAUCUGGAUCUCGAGGGCCCUACACCACGCAUCUCAUUCCAAUCAGAAACACAUGGUACCAAGGAACGAAUGCAUCUUGAAGACAAGGCUGGAUCUCCUGACGACUUUUCCGUGCCGAUCAAUGACAUUAUUAGUUUGACAAAGCACUCUGGCACAGGUUUCAAAUCUAAGCUUUUCUCAAGUUGGGCCACCAACCGUGAGACGCGCGACAGUAUCAGGAUCGAAGACAGUAUGGGGCAUGACUACGUCAUUACAGCCAUAGCGUUCAGAGAUGAGUUGUUUAACAGGAUCUGUGCCAUUGGGACUCAAAGGUGGGAUAUCUAUUGA